AAGGGCGUGGAAGCGUGGUUAUCUUCUUUACGGCCCGCCGGGACUGUAAAGUCCACCCUGAUCGCCGCCAUGGCUAAUCUUCUGGGUUAUGAUAUUUAUGAUCUAGAAUUAACCGCCGUGAAAGAUAACACUGAGCUGAGGCGGUUAUUGAUUGAGACACCGAGCAAAUCGAUUAUUGUGAUUGAAGACAUUGAUUGUUCGGUCGAUCUCACCGGACAAAGGAAGAAGAAAGAGGAGAAAGAGGAGGAAGAAGAGAAGGAUCCAGCAAGAACCUAG
Molecule: messenger RNA, 276 nt
Organism: Ilex paraguariensis (yerba mate)
Lineage: Eukaryota; Viridiplantae; Streptophyta; Magnoliopsida; Aquifoliales; Aquifoliaceae
Source: the annotation of a GenBank genome assembly